Messenger RNA from Ectocarpus sp. CCAP 1310/34, 3927 nucleotides. The record is from the annotation of a GenBank genome assembly. NCBI's taxonomy places the organism in Eukaryota, Phaeophyceae, Ectocarpales, Ectocarpaceae.
AUGGCCAUCCUGGACGCGUACAAUGGCCUCAGGGAUUUAGUGCCCACUCUAUCAAGGUUGACUUGCCGCAGCAGAAAGGACCGUCCACGAAAUCGUGCCGCAGCAAGCGCGCCACUCUUCGGCAGUGAUGCCGAUAUGACAUCGACCGAUGUCGUCGUCGCUUUGCCUUCGUCAUCUCAUCCAGCCGCCAAAACCGAGGUUGUUGUUCAGAGGGCUAUCGCCAGUGAAGAUACCGAGCGGCCUGACCAGGGACCAGAUUCCAGGGAGGGGGAAGAUGGAGCUUCAGCAGUAGCACCAAACAGCGGGGAAUGUACCCCCGACCGCACGGCGAAAGGAGGAACACAAGAUACAAGAGGAAACAACAAGAGUAGCGAGGCUGCACAUGCUGCCGAGCGGGAGAUGACGAUUGUGCUGUGGGCCUUGAGGGAUGCCGCGGCGCGUGUGGUGCAGGAAGAGAUGCGGUGUUUCGCUCGCAGAAAACGCUGGCUGCUGUUUCGGACUGGGCAGAGGCAGCGGGAACCAGGAGAAGGAGAACACGGGGAUGAAGGGCGUUCGAUGUCUACGGUUGGCGUUGAAUCCCCUACGGGGACGGGCGUGGUUUACCGGCCGGAAGUGGCAGGAGGACUCCCGUGGGCGAUUGCUGCCGGGGUGUCGCCGAUAGCUCCCUCCUCUGCCUCCUUCUCCUCCUCCUCCGCGAGGGUAACGACCGGAAGAACGACGAUGGCAGGGACAUCAUCAGCCACCGGCGGAUCCACCGGGAUAACCAUGACGGCAGACACAAGAAGAAACCCCGCGACAAGGACAACGAUGGGGGAAAACAAAAGAAAAAGUGCGGACGAGUCUUGGGCGUCGUCGUCCCCGACCCCGAACCGGUCUACCCACACCGCUUGUUUGACGGUUUCGAGCGUACGGAGCUCUCGGGCGACCCCAAGAACGACGACUGCGGCAGGGACACCAGCCUCCGGAGGAUGCACCGGGAGAACCACGACAGCAGGAACAACAGGGAGCAGUUCCGCGACAAGAAGAACGAAGGACAGUGCAUGUGGCGAAAGUCCGGAAACCUCGUCGUGUUUGGUGUCACCGACCACGAGCCGGUCUCCCCACACCGCUGGCUCGGCCGUUUCGACCCCGUGGACCUUCCAGCAGUCCACCAGAACAAGAACGCAAGGCAUCAGCAAAGGUGACCCUGCGCCGGAACUGGCCUGGACCUGGGAGGAAGAGAGGGGAGAAGGCGAGCCACCUGACGAGGAACACACCUGGACCGAUGCGAGACGGACGACUAGCAGGGCUGCACGAUGGCCAAAAUUGCCGUCUGAGGAGCGCAAGAAAAGGGAAAACGAAGCGCAUUUGCGAAGGAACAAAUCUCGCUUGGGCGUGACCCUGAGGGGCUUCGCGAACUUAGAGUGCCAGGGUAAUUUCGUGCUACCGGAGAUAAUCAGGAUGCAGGAUGCGCCUUACGCAAACGCAAGUUGGAGCUUGGCCGUGGCGUACGACGUGGGCUCGUGGCGAGGGGGUCUCCGGCAGAGGUACUACUUCGGUCGCUUGGUCCGUUUUCUCGCUCACCGCCGGAGCCGAAAAGGUGCUCUCCGGGAACGCGUGACAGCCCGGAUGGCCAAGAGGCUCCAAGCAUGGGCUACUGUUCUCGCCGAGGAGAAGCGCUCUCUGAUUUGCGAAAUGAAAGCCCGCGCUCAUGCGGAGAUCGUCGGUGCUCACCUACGCUUCCUCUCGAGAACCGGAACGUGGGAGCGCCUGCUGCUCGACCUCAACCAAAUCCUUCAAACCGCCAUGUCUCAGCGGGAACAAGCGAUUGGCCUGCUUUCGGAGCAAGUCGCUCCGGAAACGCGCGGUGCAUCUGGGCAAGGCCGAACAGCUCACUGUGAGUCGGUGCGAGUAGACGCCAAGCCGGCGAGAACACCGACGGACUCACCCCAUCGCUUCCUGAGGGCCCGAGUUGGUUCCUCCUACAACAACCACCAAAGAACGUCUUCCACACACACCAGCAGCAUACAGGGAGGGUCGCCUGACACGUGGGCUGACGGCAGCUUCCCGGUAGCUUGCGGAGAAUAUUCAGCGGAGAAAUCGGGAAGAAAAGCGGGGGGGUCGCCCGGCCACCCCGCCACCAGGGAAAACGUAGCGGGAAGUCGGCACAACAGUCGUAGGGCCAGAUUGACAGCCGAGUUUAGGCGUAGGGCGGGCUUGACGGAAAUUGUGGAUGAGCGGAUCCUACGGUGCUUGCAUCCCUGGAUUGUCACUCUGCUGGCGAGGUCUGGUGUCCAGUUUGUGCCGUCCGUGCCGCACAAGCACAGUGUAGUGCUCCGCUUCGUACCUUCCAUGCUUGACGAAACGGUAGCGCGAUUCGAGUGCAACACACAAAAUUCCUCUGCAUCGUGUCGGCUUCAUCCUGCGGCCCAUUCUCCCACGUUGACCCCAGUGUCCCGGUCGUUCUUGCCGUGGUUGAUUGUCGCACGCUACUUGAACAUCAUGCCAAACGUUGGGGCAAGGAUUGGCUUUUGCAUCGAUGACACAAGCAAGGUGGAGGCGCUUGCGGAGACGCAGCUGACGAGACGUUACUGGAGGUUGCUGGAAGGCGUGUCGGACGCCGUCUUGCUUGUAGGUGCGGCCAAGAUCGAGGCGGCCACACUAGCGGCGGAGGCGGGGGAGUGGCUUCUCCUUCUGGGAUUUGCGCACCACCUCGUGUCCGAUGGGCACGUUGGCCUUCCCUGUACUCUUCCCGCGCUGCCUCGGAAGAGCAGCAUCAAAGGGCCUACCAGCAGCAUCAAGGUGGUGGGCGUGAUGUCAAAACAGGCCAAUUAUUUCCUCGGCCCGGUCCGACGAAAACGGGUAGAAUAUGCGCCUAGGUUGGAAGGGGAUGCCCCUGCCGCCCAGUGUCAGCAACAAGGACCGGUGGCAAAAGAACAACACGGUCAGCACCACCAACCCAGCGCCCGCCUCUACGCUACAGGACCUACGCAUCAGGGGGGGCAAGGUCAAGCAACGUCGGCGCCCAAAUGGUUUUCGGCGCACAAGAGCCUGUGCGAGACUUGCUGGGCCCUGCGAACCGGUGCCAGCGGUGCCGGGGGCUCGAAGUGCCAGAGGUGUGGCAGGACACACGUACGAGGGUUUUCCCACGAGAGUUCGAAGCGAGGUGGUGACGUCACCGCGGAUCCUGUCCCCUUGCAGCAGUUCAGCCAGGUAAAAGAGUCCCUGGACUUGUUCAUCGUCCACGCGGCCUACGCGUGCGUGCUGCACCCGGGCCCCGCAAACAAUGCAACGGUCGCUGGCGGCCUCGGCGGGGGCCUUGGUUGGUGGAACGGUGGAGAUACCGAGCAGGCUUGGUGGAGAGCAGUGUGCCGCGGGAAAGGAGCGGCCAAGCGUUUGCGUGACGACGGCUGCGACACGGUAGGAAAGCUCUAUACGUACGUCCGAGGCUCAGCAGUCGGAUCGUCCUCCUCCUUGGCGGGGUGUGGUGACGGUUCUCCCCCGAAACAAGCCAUAUUCCGCACGAAGAAGCUGCGGAGGCUAAUAAACGACGGGGAUCUAGCCACGAAGAUAGCAUCGCUGCUGCGGCGUCUGAUGUCCGCCCUCGAAGAGCUGCGGGUGAGGGCCGGGCUCUAUUUGGUCGUGAGGUUCAUCCGCAAGGCGGUGGGAACACCGCAGGAAGAACAAGGUUGCAGCAAAACAAUUAGAUGGCGGUUCAACCGGGGGACGAGCCCAUGCGGCAUGAUGCUAAUAGGGCAACGAGUUGCUAGGGCAUCGAAAAAUGCAAUGCGCUCGUUCGGGCAAACCAUCCCGUUUGUGUACACGUUGACCACGUUUGCUUCUCUCUCUCGCGUGGUGAUGGACGCGACAAAGAUCAUCAUUGGUAGCCCGACAGUCAUGAACGAUACAGUCUCAGGUGAGAAGCCCCACAGGAUGCCAAGGCCAUAG